CUCUAGAGACCACACUCUUUAGCAGAGUAACCUGUUCGAAAUUGUGUCACGAGCCUGUUGCACCUGUAAAGUUGCCUACUCACAAUAGCCUACCCCAUCACCCUCCUCGUUUUGUUCGGUUUGCAGUUUCAUGACGUCAAGGUGUGUUUAAAUAAUGCUGCGUUCCAUACAAAUAGGAACUCCGACUCCCAACUAGCAAAACCGCAAUGGAGGGCCACUCAAAGUCGGAGUUCCUAUGAAUUCGGAGCAUCUACCCCGACUUCGGGAAGAAGCAGCUGUCUGAGAUCACAGCACCGAUACUGUCAGAGUUAUUACACUCGUUUUCAUUUAAACAACUAAGGAACUACUAAGAGUUCAACUGAGUGGAGUCCUACACUUGGCAAAGAAACAUCAGUUUCAGCCAUGUUUUUUGUUCACCUUUGGCGCCGUGCACCUGGAAUGCUCUGAGAUCCGACCUCCCACUGUGACUGGAACGCAACAUCCGCCAGACCUGUUUCUGAAGUGGUCUAUCAGUUCAGAGCUUUCUGUAGUCCCCUGAAGGAAAAAUAGAAACUACCGGCGGCUUGGACCUCAUCCAGACAGCUCGGAUCAUUUCUGAUAGCAUUCGCUCACAUAGCUGAUUUAUUAAGCAUAGUCAGUGUUGUCCUGGCAGCUGUUCAAAUGACCCUUCAAAUGUUGAAUUUUAGAGCGCAUGGCAGCAGAGUAGGCUACCUCAUGCCAGGCGUUACCGUACAGUUAGUGAUUUAAUUAGGCUGUUAGUUUUAAUUCCACAUUUCAUCUGACAGGUAGGCUAAACCAGGAGGAUGAGGCACACGUCUAAAUUAAUCUUCAUCACUGGACUGAUGGUCGGAUUUCUCUCGCUCAACGUUCUGUUGAACUUUUCAUCAGAUCACCUGAAAUAUUUUGUGAGGGAUGUCAAGCAUGAAGUCAAACAUGGUUUACAGCAUGUAGACACAGGUGAGAACAAGAGCUCAGCAGCUAAUUCCUCUCACUCGAUACGGAUCUUGUGCUGGAUCAUGACGGGGCCCAAGUACUUGGAAUCCCGAACCAAGCACAUCAGGGAAACAUGGGCCAAGCGCUGCAACAAAGUGCUGUACAUGAGCUCCAUCAAGACGGACUUCCCCACUGUGGAGCUAAAUGUGAGCGAGGGAAGGGAGAACCUGUACUGGAAGACCAUCCGAGCCUUUCAAUACAUCCACCAGCACCACCUAGACGAAGCAGACUGGUUCCUGAAAGCGGAUGAUGACACGUUUGUGGUCAUAGAGAAUCUACGCUACAUCUUGUCCAAAUAUGAUACAGAGAAGCCGUUGUACCUGGGCAGAAGGUUUACCCCUUUCAUUAGUCAAGGAUACAUGAGUGGAGGAGCAGGUUAUGUCCUCAGUAAGGAAGCACUGAGAAGAUAUAUCAGAGGGUUCAGUAGUGGGGAAUGUACCCACUUCUCUACAAUAGAGGACAUGGCUCUGGGGAAAUGUAUGGAGACAAUGAAGGUGCAGCCAGCAGACUCCAGAGACACAAUUGGGAGACAAACGUUUCACCCAUAUCCUCCAGACCAUUACCUGGUCAGACAGCCCCCAAGACAAAGGCCAUGGUAUCUGAUUUAUGACCACUACACUCCAAUAGAGGGUCCAGGUUGCUGCUCAGAUUUUGUUGUGUCCUUUCACUACAUUUAUUCUGUCCAGCUGUAUGUUUUGGAGUACCUGACAUACCAUCUGCGGCCGUAUGGAUACAAAUACAGAUUUAACCCUGAUGAAAAAACUGAACUUAACACCACAACUAAGUCCACAUGAAAUGUUGGUGUCUGCACGACAACUUCUGCACUAAUUGGAGGAGGGAGUAGAAGGAAUCAGCUUUACUUAACAUAAUAUAUUGAAUUCUCUCUAAAACAUAAUGUUAUAACUUAAAGGGGACAUAUUAUACUGCAUUUUAGCCUUUAGAAGAGGCGUCCUUCUGGGACGACAGCCAUGCAGACCAAUUUGAUGCAGUGUGCAGCGUAUGGUCUGAGCACUGACAGGCUGACCCCCCCACCCCUUCAACCUCUGCAGCAAUGCAGGCAGCACUCAGACGUCUGUUUCCCAAAGACAACCUCUGGAUAUGAUGCUGAGCACGUGCACUCAACUUCUUUGGUUGACCAUGGCGAAGCCUGUUCUGCUGUUCUGAGUGGAACCUGUCCUGUUGAACCGCUCUCUGGUCUUGGCCACCGUGUUGCAGCUCAGUUUUAGGGUCUUGGUAAUCUUCUUAUAGCCUAGGCCAUCUUUAUGUAGAGCAACUACUCUUUUUCAGUUCCUCAGAGAGUUCUUCUAUAGUGUCAUUUCUUCAGUGUUCUCACAUGAAAAGUUAUAAUCAAAUAUUUACACAGAUUUGAGAGGUGUACUCACUUUUGUGAGAUACUGUAUAGCAGGGGUAUUCAACUUAAAUUGCAAGAGGUCCAGUACGUCAACCCUACGCUCCUAGGAAUACGGGCUCAUGCUUUAUGGUUUAGUCAAUAUUUUUAUUGAACAAUAAUACCUCAACUCCUCUCCUCACCCUGCUGUGGGGAACUUUCCUUGAAGUGCCUUUCAUAGCAGGAGUAUUACGUCAAUAUGCUGGCUCGCUGUGCAGUAUGAAAUUUCUCAUUAUUACCUCAUUUGAUACUAAAUUAGGUGUAGUUUAUUAAGUUGUCUAUAACACACAGAACAGAUAGUCAUGAUGCAAAUUAGCGACAAUAGGCAUAAAUGGGUGCAUGCAGAAGGUUUCUAGGUAUGGAAUAUGUAAAAACUGGCAUUGGGGGAAUACAUACACUUUACUGUGUUCAUGAUGUUUUGGGCUGAGAGUGGGUCUGUUUUACUAAGCUUUCACUUGUGUCACUUUGUGUAAUAAGAAUUGAAGGUUCAAAUUCUAAAAACAUGUACUGUACAUCAAGGAGGAUGCGUUUCUCUGGAAAAAACAUCUGUGUACAUUUUUUGAUGAAAUUGCUGAAAAAAAGCUUCAUGUGUAGAUUGACAGCGACAUGUGAUAUGGAGGGGGUAUCUUUAAAGAUGGGAUAAUAGCAAUUGUUUUUAGUACAAAGAUUAUGCUUGGGUAUCUGCUUCUUCAUGCACAUUGUAUUAGUAUAUGGUUUGGCUCUUGUCUCACUGACACUACCUGGCAUUGCAGGAACCCACCAGGAAUGUAGCCUUUGCCAGAUUAAGUACAUUAUGCAUAAAGAAUUUACUGAAUUUUGCAUACUAUUAGUGCAUGUAGUUCAGUAUGUUGAAAGCAGUAUAUAAUUCAAUUUAGGCUGAACCUAUGUGUUGCAAAACCUCAACAACAACUUGCUCUGUAUUUUUUUGUUGUUGUUAAAAACAAAAAUACAUGUUUAAGUAUUCUUCCACAGACUGACACUUCUGCUAAAUUGUCAUCUUCUGACCCAGUUGUCACCACGUGAAUGCAAAUACGAUUUAGUAGAAAGUUUUAGUCCAUUCUUGUUUGAUAUAUUGGGAAAUACCUGCAACUCUCCAGGAAUUUACUGCUCCCAGCCAAGAAGUAAGCUGUACAUUUACCAGACAGAUACAGUGGCCCGCCUACUAAUCUAACUCUGGACAAGAAAGUAAAUAGGUGCAAUGUGUGUCCCAAAAUGUUGAUCUGUUGCUUUACGAUUUGGAGAGUUCUUGUGGAACCAUGAAUUUACCCCCAUAAUGACAACAUCUACAGUUCGCCUCUGUCAGGACCCUGCCUUUCUUUCACUCUGUACCACUCUAAUGUUAAAUAGUCUAGUCUAGUGUAAUCUGUUUGUGCUUUAGAUCAGCAGAACUACAUGUGCCGGCUGUGUGUAGUUGAUGGUAAAUGUCAUAUCUCUGUGUUGAUCUUUUGAAAAAGGUUAUUGAAAUCAAUCUUUAGAUGGCAAUUUUAAGAAAUUAAAUUUUUUAUUGAAAAAAGUUAAUUUUAUUGAAUAACCUUGUUCUACUAGUUUUACUAUCCUUCUGGUACGUUUAUGGUGUUAAACAAUAAACAAUAUAUUUUACAGUAAA
Messenger RNA from Micropterus salmoides (largemouth bass), 3986 nucleotides. RefSeq lists its product as uncharacterized. The transcript has 3 exons. Gene Ontology annotation, cellular component: membrane. The coding region runs from base 804 to 1787 and encodes 327 amino acids. The record is from RefSeq and is a predicted model, not a curated record. NCBI's taxonomy places the organism in Eukaryota, Metazoa, Chordata, Actinopteri, Centrarchiformes, Centrarchidae. Gene Ontology annotation, molecular function: N-acetylgalactosaminide beta-1,3-galactosyltransferase activity.